GCGCCGCGUUUCUUCCAUCUCGAUCCCAAACACCUUCGCUUUCUCCACCUCCCUCCUCCGCGCCGGCGGCCUACGCGACAGCUUCCUUCUCUCUCUCUCUCGACUGCGCCGUUACAGCCUGACGCGAUGGCCUCGUCGGCGACGAGAGAGGUGCUCAUGCUUGAGGCCCCGCCGCCGUCCGACCCCUCCGCGGGGCAGUGGCGCGCGGCGCCGGACGCGGAGGCCAUCGACGCGCUGCCCUACAUCGACGGCGACUACGGUGACCCGGCGGUGAAGCGGGAGGUCGACCGCCUCGUCGAGGAGGAGAUGCGCCGAGGGAAGCGGAAGCCCGCAGACUUCCUCCGGGACCUGCCUCCUGUUCCCACGGCCGGAUUCGAGAAUCAUCCUAUGCUUGCUAAAGAAUAUGAACGAGUUAGGGCUGGCAAACCUCCUUUCAUGCUAGAUAUGUCUCGCUAUGGUUUGGAGCCACCUCCAAUGAACAGGAGGAAUGAUGUUGGUGCCUGGAGGCAGGCUCUACGGAAUGCUCAGAGCCAAUUGCAGCAUCAAAUUAUAAGGAUAGAGAAUCUUGAGCUUAUGCUGAAAUAUGGUGUAGAUGUUUGGAAGCUCCAGAACAAACAAAUGGAAUCAGUUCUGUCUAGGAUGCAAAAGAUGGCUGUAGAAUACAAUGAAAGGAUAGAAAAUGUCAAUCGUGAGAGGAAGUUCCACCAGCAAAAUACUGGAGGACAGCUGCAUGCCCUGACAAUGGAAUGGCAGGAGCUGUGUCAAAAAAAUAUAGCUAUUCAAGCUGCCUGUGUUGACCUGCAGAAUCAGAUUGAUCAGCUUAAACUUGAAGCAAAAGAACUGGGAAUGCCCAUGGACGACAACAAUGGAACCAACUCACAAGCAUCAUGAGGAUUUGAGGUACCGUUCUAUACAGAGGUGGCAAGGAAGAAGCUACGGUGCUUCAAUGAGGUUGGGAGCUGGACGUUCCAUUAGCCAUUGUGCUUACCUGACUUGCAGUUGUCAUAUGGGCCAGUUUGUUUGACAUUGAAAACAUGUGGACUGUGCCUAGCAAUCGUAUGGGUUGAAGGUGACCCUGACCUGUGCAGCCGAAAACACGUCGGAGAGGAAGAGUCUAAAAUUCGUGUAUUGUUGUCCGUUGGAAUGUCCUAACCUGUGGCAAGAGACACAACAGAUGUUUAUCCACUUUCCAGCGCUUUAUAGCGUAACAUUGAGUUUUGAAGCUUUCUUCUGUUUAGUUUUCUGAUUGUUUCUGAAAAUACCUUGUGCGUGCAACUCUUGUCCUCUUCAGAAUGUGCUCAAAUGUUUGUAAACA
Molecule: messenger RNA, 1315 nt
Organism: Sorghum bicolor (sorghum)
Lineage: Eukaryota; Viridiplantae; Streptophyta; Magnoliopsida; Poales; Poaceae
Product: pre-mRNA-splicing factor SPF27 homolog
Exons: 7
Coding region: 127-891 (254 amino acids)
Biological process (GO): mRNA processing
Cellular component (GO): catalytic step 2 spliceosome; precatalytic spliceosome; Prp19 complex
Source: RefSeq, a predicted model, not a curated record